Fonsecaea multimorphosa CBS 102226 is the source of this 1293-nucleotide messenger RNA. RefSeq lists its product as uncharacterized. The coding region runs from base 1 to 1293 and encodes 430 amino acids. The record is from RefSeq and is a predicted model, not a curated record. The transcript has 3 exons. Lineage: Eukaryota; Fungi; Ascomycota; Eurotiomycetes; Chaetothyriales; Herpotrichiellaceae. Gene Ontology annotation, molecular function: saccharopine oxidase activity; flavin adenine dinucleotide binding; sarcosine oxidase activity.
AUGACUGCCAAAUCCUUCUCUUUCAUCGUCCUUGGUGCUGGCGUCUUCGGCGCCUCUACAGCCCUGGCUCUUGUACAAAGUUAUCCUUCAAAGUCAAUCGCGCUUAUCGAUAGGGAGAUUCCCCGUCGCCAGGGUGCUUCAUGGGACUGGACCAAAGUGAUUCGAGCCGAUUACACAGACAUAUUUUAUACCAGGCUUGCUCUCGAAGCUAAAGAUAUAUGGAGAAACGAUCCUCUAUACAGUGAGAACUACCAUGAAACCGGGUUAGUAUGGGUCGAUGAGUCUGGAUUCAGUAAAGCUGUCACUCAGAACUACAGCGUCCUUGGAGUUGAGGAGAAAUGGCAAAUGGUGUCUGUAAAAGAUCUGAAAGCAAGCUACGGCGGUAUUUUUUCCGAAGCUGAAUUUGGAAAACUCCAGAGCAUAUACUUGAACGAGAGUAGUGGAUGGGUUGAGGCUGGUAAAGCUCUUACAACUGUGAUUCAAGCAGCAGCGUCGGCAGGUGUACAGCUCAUCGAAUCCGAAGCCAGCAAUUUGGUGUUUGAUGAUAGGGGUUGUUGUAUUGGGCUCCGGGCCGUGGAUGGGCAGGUCUUCAUGGCAGAAAAAGUCAUUUUGGCAACCGGUCCUGAGACGGCGAAAUUCCUGAUAGCAAGCGCCCCUGAUGUUCCACAACUACGCGUGGGCGGUCGGCUGUCAGCAGCAGGCCUUGUGACUGGCGUUCUCAACCUCGAUCCGGAUGAAGCAAUCCGUCAUCAAGGUACCCCAGUUUUCUUACAUGCUGGCGGACCAGCCCAAGGAGCCAUCAUACCGCCCGGUGCAGAGAACUGUGUUAAGGUCACAUGUGAUAUAAGUUUUGUGAACACAACAGCACUAUCAGGUCAAAUAUCCAUGUCAGUACCCCCGGAAGACUCUGAAAUUGUACAGCGGGCAUUGUUAGAAGAGAUGAAAGCAGAACUACGUAGAGUGUCCGUUGGUAUUCUUGGUGAAAAAGGGAGCCAGAAAGGCUUUCGAGAUUGCCGUAUUUGCUGGGACGCAAUAACCCCUUCCCAAGAUUUCCUAAUAUCAGCUCAUCCCGGUUGUGAAAACCUUUAUCUAGCAACCGGAGGUUCAUUCCAUGGCUGGAAAUUUCUACCUACGGUGGGCAAGUACAUUGUCCAUAUGCUUGAAGGAAGACUCGCUCCUGAAUUAUCAAAUCGGUGGGCAUGGGACAGUCAAUAUCUACACCCAGCGAACAGUAGGAUGGCUCCUUCCCGCGAAAUGGCGGGCUUGAUGAUCAAUAAGUCUCCUGAAGUAUAG